This is a messenger RNA of Chlorella variabilis, 576 nucleotides long. RefSeq lists its product as hypothetical. The coding region runs from base 1 to 576 and encodes 191 amino acids. The transcript has 4 exons. NCBI's taxonomy places the organism in Eukaryota, Viridiplantae, Chlorophyta, Trebouxiophyceae, Chlorellales, Chlorellaceae. The record is from RefSeq and is a predicted model, not a curated record.
AUGGCAGCAGCGGGCCGCGCCAGCGAGCGGGGCGCGUCCAUAGAGGCGGCCAGCAACCGCCACGCCCCGGCCCUCUUCCUGCUCCGGAGCGCGGCCGCCGGCACCGGGGCCUACCUCGCGCUGCAGCGCCACGUGCCGCCCGACCUGGUGCUGGUGGUGGAUGCCACCUGCUGGCUGGCCGUGGUCUCCUCCAUCUCCUUCACAGAGGCCUGGGUCAAGUUCCGGGCGCCGCUGCUGGACAGGCACGUGGCGGUGGAUGUGGGGCGCCGCGUCUUCCGAGCGCAGUACGCCCUGGAAGGCGCCCUGGCCGGCACUGCCGCCGCGCUGCUGUGGGCACGGGCCGGCGGCAGCGCCCAGGGCGCGCUGGCGGCGGCGCGCGAGGGGCAGGGCGGCGCCCUGCUGGCGGCCGCCGCAGCCAUCCUGCUGCUGGAGCUAUAUGCGGCCGAGCUGCGGCGCCAGGUGGCGAAGUGGCCGCUGCCGCCACCCCAGCUGCACCUGCUGUCCGUGCUGCUGGCGCUGGCCAAGGCCGGCCUGCCGGCCGGCUUUGUGUGGCACCAGAUGCUGGCGCUGGUGUGA